UGCCGCCUCGGAAAGGCGUCAGCUCGCCAGUCGUACCUCAUGUAGUCAGUGAAAACGGGACUUAAAUGUUAGGCAGCAAGAACUCGAAUGCUCAAAUGGUGUCUUAAAGUUUUACCUUUAACUUAGUGUUUUGUCGUUAAUAUAAUGUGUUUGCAAUUUUCGUCGAUCCAUUGAACUUCAUUCGUCCGAGGGAUUUUAAUGCAACGAAUUCUGUCGGCCAUUUUAGGGCUGUAAAAUAAAGUGAAGUAAUCGUGGGACAGGGACUGUCUCGAGGGCUUCAGGUACCCGACCACCAAUGAUUUUAGUACAUAGAGACUUGUCUACGGUCUACGUGGGACAAUCUUAUCGCCGGGUCAACUCAGUAUUUAUUUUUAUGUAAUCGAAUUGUCGUGCGAGUGGAUUAAAGUGAUUUUGCAUCUGGCGGAGACGUUUUUUGUUCACCCGGGACUGAGGGCCUCAAUGCGUUAUUAUUGUUCGUUGGGAUUGUCUGUUGGCGGGCCUUUCGAAAAUAUUUUUUUUUCACCAUUUGUGGACUAAUUACCGGCGGUUAUUUGGCACUCGAGGGCACAGGAAAUUUUCGAGAUUAGAGGUAAUUUGAUGGUGUGGAACUCAUGAAUGAGUGAGGAGAUUGUCGUCGAGGACAGACAGAGCAGUAGUGUCGAGGUACCGCCAGCUGAUGACCACAGUGCGCACGUUAUGCCACUACUGUAUAUUCAGCCGAAUAAAUUAGCCAGUAGCCAGUCACCUACGACGAAUCAGGCCCUGUUGGGGAGCAAUCAGUCACCACUUACAGCGAUAAUCAAUCCUAUAAACAGCCCACUCGUAGGGAACCAGAAUAAAGUUUUUUUCCAGAGCCCCAGUUCGGGAGCUUUACCCCAGAGUAAACAACAUAUUGUAAUAAGACAUCCUAAUGUGAUAGGAAAUGUCAAUGCUACGACACAGAGUCAAGGACAAAAGCACAUACUUCUGAGGGGACCAAACACAUCAAAUGCCCAGAUUUUACCACUGACCAAUGCAACACCUGGAGCUGUUGCUCCAGCUGGUUCACCAGGUGGUAAGCACGCAUUUGCUUAUCUGGGGACACUCAUCAAGCCCAAUAAAAACAGGGAUUCUGUGGUGAUUCCUGCAGGGGCAAUUCCUGCACCUCAGAUACAGAAAUCAAAGCUAGUGAUUACACCGAUGAUCCCUGCCAUUAGUCAGACAUCAAGCAGUACGACACCAGUAUCGCAAACUCAACCCCAAAAGCACAUGGCUAAUUUGAUUUUACCAGUGUCAAUUGGCCAGUCAACAGGAGCCAGCAAACAAAGUACGUUGAACCUACAUUUCAGCAAUGGUCAAAUUAGUACUGAUAGCAAAGGAACCUUCACAGUGCUGCGAGAGUCAAAAUCCACUAACGCCACGUCCUACCCACCUCCACUGCAUCCAAUAACAAAGAUGAGUCUGCUGAAUGUCACCAAGAAUCCCAACAACAGCUCGGACAGUAUAAAAAUAACUGAGAAUCCAGACUCGGCUGUGAUAACGCCGAUUCCAAAGAAAGAGGAAGCAAUGGGGUCGGAGAAACGAAAGAAAACGAUUAGCAAUAUUCUCCGGGGCUCUACGGAGAAGAGACCCAAGAAGCAGACCUUCCCGAAGAGUCAGGACAGUAUGGACAUGAGCUAUUCAGUGAGCAGCCCUGAGGGAGAUCAGGACAGUGGGAAGAGGUCCAAUGAUGACGAGAUCACUCUGAUCAAAGUCGUCCAGGGGGAGGACAAGACUAGAAGAAAAUCGUCCAUUGAUGAUGACAUCAAAAUCGAGGUUGUCAAGGCUCCCACCAACAGUGGGAGCGCGGCUUCAGGGACUGACAGGCAGGAUAGGAAGAAUGAGAAGGCAAAUGGCAAUGGAAAUUGCGAGGAUAUCAACGAGAUCAUUCAUGGCAAUCACAGCGAUCCUAACUUCGAUGCUACUAAGGCUUUGGAUUGGAAGGAUGGAGUUGGCUCACUACCUGGCAGUAGUUUGAAGUUUCGCAUCAAUGAAUUUGGAAUGAUGGAAGUCGUCGAUGAGGACGACAACUCCAAACAGGACAAGCACAACAGUGGAGAUAAAGAGAACGUCUGUCUCUCACGAAAUACAAGCAAAUCGACUCCCGUGACAACGAGCAGCGAUAAGAAAAAUGAAGACAAAAAAUCACGACAAUCAGUCAGUGCAGAUACAUUGUAUUGCUGUGAGAGCUGUGGAUGUUACGGAAUGGCUGCUGAAUUUGAAAGUCCAAUAUCAUGUAGUCCAGCUUGCACUGAGAUGAUUGGAAUGAAAAAACAAAUUGCUAUAAAGAAGGAAAAGGAAGCGAGAGAGUUGCGGGCGAAACGAAAGCGCAAAAAACUCCUGAUGCAAGAGCAAAAUUCAAAAGAACCCACCGAUAAACCACCUGAAGUCGAGAAUGAUGAAAAAGAGGAGAGAGACAUUGAAAGGGAAAAACCAAAGGCGAGGGAGAAAAUUCAGAAGGAGGAGCGCAUGAAAUAUGAAAGUGACGACGAGUCGAGAGAUACUUCAACGACUAAUAUGGAUGAGGAAAGCCAGAGUGACAAAAUAGAACCCAAGUAUCCCUGGCAAACCGGAAAACAUGGAUUUUCAUGGUCCAAGUACCUUGAACAUUGCAAAUCAAAGGCAGCACCGGUUAAACUAUUUAAAGAUCCGUUUCCAUACGGAAAAAAUUUAUUCAAAGUUGGGAUGAAACUCGAGGGCAUUGAUCCUGAACAUCCUUCGCGCUACUGCGUUCUGACUGUAUUUGAAGUAGUUGGCUACAGAAUACGUUUGCAUUUUGAUGGAUAUCCUGAGAACUUCGACUUCUGGGUGAAUGCGGAUUCAAUGGAUGUUUUUCCGGUUGGAUGGUCUGAAAAGAAUGGACACAAAUUGGAUCCACCCAAGGGUUACGUGCCGACUAAUUUCAGUUGGAAUGCGUAUUUGAAGACUUGCAAGGCUACCCCAGCCCCCAAGACAGCAUUUUCAAGCAAGAGUGCUGUUUUUCCCCCGACGAGUUUUCGUAUCGGCAUGAAGUUGGAAGCAGUGGACCGUAAGCACUCGUCCCUGGUGUGUGUUGCCAGUAUAGCAGGCCUCAUGGACUCUCGGAUUCUGGUGCACUUUGACUCGUGGGACGAGGUCUACGACUACUGGGCCGACGCCAGUUCCCCAUACAUUCAUCCAGUGGGCUGGUGCUACCACAACGGCCACAGUCUGACGCCACCCAACAACUACAAGGACGCCAAGUCCUUCACCUGGGACGCCUAUUUCCGAGAGACGAGAUCAGUCGGCGCCCCAGCUCGAGCCUUUAAGCAGAGACCACCCUGCGGUUUCAAAAGGGGAAUGAAGUUCGAGGCUGUGGACAAACGAGUCCCCCAGUUGAUUCGAGUUGCUACCAUCGAGGAUGUCAAGGAUCACAUGAUAAAAAUACGGUUUGAUGGAUGGCCGGAGAGUCACGCCUAUUGGUUGGACGAUGACUCUCCUGAUAUUCAUCCUGUUGGCUGGUGCAAUAAGACUGGGCAUCCCUUGGAGCCACCCCUUACACCGGAAAUUGUCACCGAUAAGACUGAGUGCGGAACCCCGGGCUGUCGGGGGAUUGGACACAUCAAGGGACCCAAGUUCGCCACUCAUAACUCACCCUCGGGAUGUCCUUACUCCCAUCAGAACCUUCAUAAAAUUAGAUUGACCACCGACAGGCUCAAUGUCAAACACGAAAUCUGUGACUACGAUGAGGACUCGCUCGACAGGGGGAAGGGUGAUAGCAGCUUGUGGAGGAUGAGGGAUAAGUGCCAGGAUAAACAUGUCAAGAGCGAAAAGGACGUCAAAGUCGAGCCGGAGGACUUCGAGGAAGCAACGGAAAGAACGAGUAGAAAACAGCAGCACAGUGAUGGGAAUACUGAUGAGGAGGAGAAUACGUCAAGAAAACGUAGAAAAAGACGUCACAUAUCCGAGGAGCCUCUCUGCCCUUCGAACUCAGGAUUCGACACAGUCACCUAUGCACCAAAUAUUCCGGACAAACAACUACGUACCGAGCUCUAUCAAUCUGUUUACGAUCCUGGAUACAGUCCAAUGCCUGAUGCACCACAUGUAUGGGCAAAGCACAGCAAUGCACUGAAUCGUGUUGUUACCAAACAGAACAGCAAUCCCAGGAGAUGGUCUAAUGAGGAAGUCAUCAAGUUUAUACAGAGUGUGCCUAAUUGCAAGGAGGUGGCCAGCAUUUUUAGGAAGCAUAAUAUUGACGGUGAAGCAUUUUUAAUGUUGACUCAAGAAGAUUUGGUAUCGCUUCUGGGCCUUCGUCUCGGACCGGCUAUAAAACUGUACAACAGUAUUGUACUUCUACGUCGACGUGCCACAUGAAACGUGCUCAACAUUUUAACACCCACCAACUGAUCAUGUUCAUUGUAAUUUUCACCAUUAUUCUCUUUCAUUCUGGCCGGGAGAGGCCGGCAAUUAAGCUCAUUAGCGAGUGGUAGAUUACCACUGUACUUCAUGGGCUUUUUUUUCUUCGCGAGAGUUGAGUCCAAGAUUAAUAUUAAUGAUUCAUUUCAACAUGCCGAGCAUGAGGACGAUAAAGUACUUCAAAAUUCAAUCCUUAAAUAUUUAUGAAUUCUUAUGGAGAAAGUACAUUGGACUGUACAAAAUGUAUAUAGCUAGCUGUUAUGAUAACUGUAGAUAUAUUGGUAAAAUUUCAUGAAAAUAAAAAAAGAUUUUUUUAAUUACAA
Molecule: messenger RNA, 4715 nt
Organism: Diachasmimorpha longicaudata
Lineage: Eukaryota; Metazoa; Arthropoda; Insecta; Hymenoptera; Braconidae
Gene: l(3)mbt
Product: lethal(3)malignant brain tumor-like protein 3
Exons: 14
Coding region: 616-4350 (1244 amino acids)
Biological process (GO): negative regulation of DNA-templated transcription
Cellular component (GO): nucleus
Molecular function (GO): sequence-specific DNA binding; histone binding; zinc ion binding
Source: RefSeq, a predicted model, not a curated record